AUCCAGUGCUAAUUAAAAAAAAGGAGAAAUAAAUGACGCUCUUUCGAAAUCGCAUCUAGGGUUUCACGGUAGAUCCUCCGGUCCACUGCAGCAAAUCGUCGAUCUCCCACUUCAUCUCUGUCCCACCUCCGUCGACCUCCAGUCCACUACAACCGUCCCACAUCCGUCGACCUCCAUUCCACCGCAAUCGUCGUUUCACCGGAGAGUCGGAGACCCCAAUUGCAGCCACCACCGCCGUUCGCAACCACCACGACCGCUCGCAACAACCACCACCAAGAGCCGGUGCUCUGCGUGUGGGUAUCCUGCUGCUUGUGUUAGAAAGUUAGGUAUCAUAAUAUAUCUGUUCAUUUGGUUCCUCGGUGACCGACUUGAAAGUUCUAGCAUUUGGCUGUGAAAAGUCUCAACACCAAAAAAAGAAGACACCAGUGAAAUAAAUUCUGCAAGUUAUAAAUGGGUAACGAUUCCGAAGAUAAAACUCGCAGAGAGAGACGGAAAGAAACUCGAUUGCAAAAAAAGAAGAAAAAGUUUGACACGUGGGUUCAACAUCAUAAAUUAAAAAAGACAAUGAGCAAUCAGAAGGCAGAAAAUAUGCAGAAAAAUACUCUAACCGCAGAAGAGAAGGAAUCGAUUAGUGGAGAUUUAAAUAAACCAUCAAAACCUGAAUUUGAAGAGUGUAUGGAAACUCAGAAUAAUGGUAUUUCUGCUGAUACAGAAGGGGGAGAAGCUUCUAGAAACAGUAGUUCUUCACAUAAGAAACAUAAGAGGACAGUAUCAUCAAGAAACGAUGACCAACUAAAUACGUCUUUGGAACCGACGAGGAAAAAGAAAGCAAAAUUUGAAAAAUAUAUGGAACUGGAAAACAAUGGUGUCACUUGUGCAAAGGAGGAUCUUGCAUUGGAAAGAAAACUUGCAAAAAAACUCAAAGUGAAAAAUAGGAAAUUAGGGGGAGAUGAAGAUGGACUCAACAUGUUAUUUGAAGGAUUUGAGUCUUUGGAGACCGAAGACAUGGAAGAAGCUUCUAUAAGAAACAUUUCAAGGAAUAAGAAGAGUUCAAAGAAGGAUGCUGAGAUUAAAAGCGAUGAUUUGGUUGAAGAACUUGAAACUGAACUUGCAACUGAAUAUGAAAAUAAUGAUGCUCAAGCUUUGGUUAUGGAAAAACAUGCAAAGUAUGUGCCACCUCAGCUAAGAUCUAUGUCCAGAAAUGAAUCGGAAGAAUAUUCACAAAUUCGAAAACGUGUACGCGGCCUUUUAAAUAGGUUGGGUGAAUCAAAUGUGGAAGGAAUUACAGGGGAGAUGUCUUCAAUUUUCCAGUCUAUUAGCCGCAGUGUUGGUGCUCAAAUUAUCAGUGAAGAAAUUCUGACAUCAUGCUCAAGCGGACCUCGUGGCAACGAACAAUAUGCUGCUGUUUUUGCAGCUUUAGUUUCUGGGUUGGCUUGCUUGGUUGGGAUUGACUUUGGUGCAAAGCUGCUUGCUUCACUUGCAAAGUGUUUUGAGGAUGAGUAUCAGAAGGAAGACAAUCUUUCCUUGCGGAAUUUGACUCUCCUUCUCUCUUAUUUGUAUAUAUUUGGAGUUUGCUCAAGUGAUUUAAUAUAUGAUUUCAUGAUGAUGCUGAGCUCACGGUUGACUGAGGUUGAUGUUUCUACUAUCUUGACAGUUCUAAAUUGUUCUGGGAUGAGAUUGAGGAGUGACGACCCGACCACCAUGAAAAACUUUAUUGUUAGCAUCCAGAACAAGGUGACAGAACUCAAGACUAUGUCUGGAGAUAGCCAGGGAAACACUACAAGUAAAAGAAUGGAGUUCAUGCUUGAAACCAUAUUUGACAUCAAGAACAACAAAAAGAAAGCUAAAGAGGAAUCCUUACAACAUACUCGCAUCAAGAAGUGGCUUCAAAAGUUGAGGGUAGAAAGUAUUUUAGUUCGAGGAUUGAAAUGGAGCAAGCUUCUUGACCCUGAGAAAAAAGGUCAAUGGUGGUUAUCUGGAGAGAUGAUGUCAUCUACUACAAAUGGUAGUACGAUUGAAAAUUAUGCAAAAAAGAUGGAUAAAGAGAGCUCAGAAGCUCAAAAAAUGCUUCAACUUGCUGCCGGACAGAGAAUGAAUACAGAUGCAAGAAGGGCGAUAUUUUGUAUAAUUAUGAGUGGGGAGGAUUAUAUUGAUGCGUUUGAGAAAUUGUUGCGGUUGGAUUUGCAAGGGAAGCAGGAUAGAGAGAUGAUGCGGGUCCUUGUGGAGUGCUGUCUGCAGGAAAAAGUAUUCAACAAAUAUUAUUGUGUUCUGGCUUCAAAGUUAUGCAAUCAUGACAAGAAUCACAAGUUCACAUUACAGUAUUGUAUAUGGGACCAGUACACGGAAUUAGAAUCGAUGCAGCUAAUGAGAUCAAUGCACCUGGCAAAGUUUAAAGCAGAAGUGGUGUCCAGUUUUACACUUUCACUUGCAGUUUUGAAAAAAGCAGAUCUACACGACACCACAAAACUCACUUGCAGAAAAAUUAUGCAUUUUAAGAUGUUUUUUGAGGCUGUUUUUGAGUAUGCCGAUAAUGUUGUCUGGAAUAUAUUCAAACGUAUAGCAGGGGGUGGGUCCGGACAGUAUGAAACCCUUAGAACCGGGAUUAAGUUUUUCAUCGAAAGGUAUGUUUUGGGGAAUGAAAAACAAUUUGCAGGGAAGUACAAAAUUGCCAAGAAAGCCCUUAAGAGUGUUGAAGAAGAAGAAGAAGACCCCUUUCUUUAAAAGGAAAUUUUGUAGUUAGAAUUAAACUUGUCUUUUUAUAUGUUUUGAUUGCUUCUGUUGUGGACAUAUUUUCUUAUUGUUGAAGAAACUUAUUUAAUUGAACAUAACGUGGAUGUCAACUACGGCUUUGUUUAAGCAAUAGCUUACUUGAAUCAUCGUUUGACUUUU
This is a messenger RNA of Helianthus annuus (common sunflower), 2889 nucleotides long. RefSeq names its product nucleolar MIF4G domain-containing protein 1. NCBI's taxonomy places the organism in Eukaryota, Viridiplantae, Streptophyta, Magnoliopsida, Asterales, Asteraceae. The transcript has 15 exons. Gene Ontology annotation, biological process: ribosomal small subunit biogenesis. Gene Ontology annotation, molecular function: RNA binding; protein binding. Gene Ontology annotation, cellular component: nucleolus. The record is from RefSeq and is a predicted model, not a curated record. The coding region runs from base 451 to 2721 and encodes 756 amino acids.